UACGGCUCCCGACGGGCCUCGCGGCGUCGGACUGCGGCUCCCCGCGGCCCCUCGGCAUCGGAUUACGGCUACCCGCCCGUCUGCUGAGCUGCUGCGAUGCUGGUGGCUGCGGCCGCCGAGCGGAACAAGGAGCCCAUCCUGCGCGUGCUGCGGCAGUACAUGGACCCUGCCCAGCGCGGCGUUCGAGUGCUCGAGGUGGCCUCCGGCUCCGGCCAGCACACGGCCUACUUCGCGCGGGCCUUCCCCCACGCCGAGUGGCAGCCGUCCGACGUGGACCAGCGCUGCCUGGACAGCAUCUCGGCCACCACUCAGGCUCAGGGGCUGUCCAACGUCAAGGCCCCGCUGUACCUGGACGUGACCUGGGAUUGGGAGCAUUGGGGCGGCAUCCUGCCCCAGUCGCUGGACCUGCUGCUCUGCAUCAACAUGAUCCACAUCAGCCCCCUGAGCUGCACCGAGGGGCUCUUCAGAGCAGCGGGACACCUGCUCAAACCCAAGGCGCUGCUGAUUACCUAUGGGCCUUAUGCCAUCAAUGGGAAGAUCGCUCCGCAGAGUAACGUGGAUUUUGAUCUCACUCUUAGGUGCAGGAACCCUGAGUGGGGGCUGCGGGACACAGCCCUCCUGGAGGACCUGGGCCAAGCCAGUGGCCUGCUCCUGGAGAGGAUGGUGGACAUGCCAGCCAACAACAAGUGCCUGAUAUUCCGCAAAGAGUAACCUCCUCCCGCAUGCUUGUGUCUCCACCAAGGCCGGUUCUGGAACAAACCCAGAUGCCAGCCUGUGCCUCCCGCGGUUGGGCCGUGAGGGCUGCCCU
Molecule: messenger RNA, 808 nt
Organism: Hyaena hyaena (striped hyena)
Lineage: Eukaryota; Metazoa; Chordata; Mammalia; Carnivora; Hyaenidae
Gene: METTL26
Product: methyltransferase like 26
Exons: 6
Coding region: 97-711 (204 amino acids)
Source: RefSeq, a predicted model, not a curated record